This is a messenger RNA of Echinostoma caproni, 1545 nucleotides long. NCBI's taxonomy places the organism in Eukaryota, Metazoa, Platyhelminthes, Trematoda, Plagiorchiida, Echinostomatidae. The record is from the annotation of a GenBank genome assembly.
AUGUCGGACACGGAACUCCCUCCAAAUGAAGAAGAACCAUCAGCGGAAACCCUUGGAUCGGAUGCUGUUUUGGACGAGCAGCUAACGGGUGAACAAGAGAACAAUAAUGCGGACGAACAACCGGAAGGAAAUCCACAACCGUCAAAAACAGACCCGGGAGACAGUUCUGCAGAUGCGAACGGGAAAGGUGGAGCAACAUCUGAUACAAGUCAUCACAGUGGAGAAGACGAGCUUAAGGUGGUUAAAGCCAUACCAGUGGAUUCAAACAGAGCCACAGAGGAAAGCGAAGCAGAAGAAGAAGAACACGAUGAGAUACCAGACGAUUCGGAAAGUGUUGGAGAGGCAAUAAAAGCGAAGACGGAGCCAAAGAAGGUGAUCGAUCCGGAAUUUGUGUAUGAUUUGAAUGAAUUUGUGUCUCAACCGACUGUGACACCGGAUUCGGGAAUUCCGCAGAAUCUAGUCACUCUAGUGCAUUCGUUUGGAUUUGAUGCAUUGCGUCGAGACAAUUUGAAUUUGUUGGAAAAUAAUGUCGUUUGCUUUAUCGCUGGUAAUUAUUUAGAAAUACUCAAUUUGGCAACGGCCGAAAAGCAGUACAUUCGCUCGCUUAGCGGAGUGGGAAUCGGGGCAUUCUCUGUGCAUCCGGAGCGGAAUGCGAUCGCCUUGGCUGAGAAAGGAGACUUGCCAAAAGUCAGCAUCUAUCGGUAUCCUCAACUAGACUUAUAUCGUUUACUGAGCGAAGGAACACAGAAGGAAUAUUCUUCAUGCGAAUUUAGUCCGGAUGGGGAAAUGUUGGCCGUUGUUGGCUCAGAUCCGGACUACAUGCUCACUUUGUGGGAAUGGCGAAACGAGCAAAUAGUACUUCGAGCCAAAGCAUUCUCUCAGGACAUAUAUCGUGUCGCUUGGUCGGCCGAUUUGGCUGGCGUCCUGACUACAGCCGGGGUAGGCCACAUUCGAUUUUGGAAGAUGGCAGACACGUUUACCGGGCUCAAAUUGCAAGGAAAGCUGGGGAAAUUCGGCAAAACCGAACUGUCGGACAUUGAGGGAUUUGUAACGCUUCCUGACGGAAAAGUGCUCACCGGAUCGAGUUGGGGCAAUUUGCUCGUUUGGGAAGGUGAUCUGAUUAAGGUGCAAAUUUCCCGCAAAAACAAACGUCCGUGUCACACUGGGCUGAUCAUGCAAAUUGUGAUGGAUGAGGGUGAACUGAUGACUGUUGGUCAGGAUGGAUGGAUACGGACAUGGGACUUUGAGACAGUGGACACCGCGGAAUGCCUCGAGGAGGGUGGUAUUUACGAACUGGAACCAAUGAACGAAUUACAAGUCAGUCCCACGGCCAAACUCAUGUAUAUUGUCAAAGUGCAUGAAGCGGACUGCACCAUGUGGUAUGCGCAAGACGGUGAUGGAGCAAUCUGGAAGUUAGAUCUAUCAUUUUCGCACACCUCACUGGCUCCUGAAUCGAUGGUUCGAUUUCAUGCAGACGGGAUUGUUGACUGCGUGCCAUCACCAUUCGCCUACACUGCUGCCACCAUCGGACGCGAUGGUACGUGA